Octopus sinensis (East Asian common octopus) is the source of this 1007-nucleotide messenger RNA. Its product is annotated as proline-rich transmembrane protein 1-like. The record is from RefSeq and is a predicted model, not a curated record. Gene Ontology annotation, cellular component: membrane. Lineage: Eukaryota; Metazoa; Mollusca; Cephalopoda; Octopoda; Octopodidae. Bases 181 to 537 code for a protein of 118 amino acids. The transcript has 4 exons.
CAUGAUAAAGAAACUCACGCUGACGCCUGUGGAGACAUGUGAGACGUCGCUGGUAUAAAUUUACUUCGGAAUACCUGUUCGCACCAUUAGAUAUCUUGUGGUUAACGCAAGCAGUUUUACUAACUUUCCUGGAUCAUACCAUUUCAUUUUCUUCAUCUCAACUGCAGCUACUGAUUAAAGAUGGAAAUUAUUUCUGUACAAAGAGAAGUAUGUGUAUUUGUUGUGGAAUCUGAACAGCCUCCACCACGGCCUCCUGUGGAGCAGCAGCCAAGGCGUGAAAUUAUUGUUAUAACUCCGGAAGAUGAAAUCCCGAAUAGGAUAGGUUGGGCACUUUGUGUCACCAUAUGCUGCUUUUGUCCAACAGGCAUCGCUGCUAUUAUGUACAGCAUCUUAGCAAAUGCAAUGGCCGAAUCUGGAGAGAGAGACGACGCGCUGAAGGCUAACAGUAAAGCAGGAAAAUUCAUUGGAUUAUCAAUUUUCUUUGGUGUUAUUAUUUACCUUAUUGUGAUAAUAGUAGUAAGUACUGAUAAAAGAUAACGAAUGAUUAAUAAUUGUAAGCAUUACUCAAUUUACAUUUGGGCGAAAUCCGUUGAAAUUGGAUUAUAUAAUAUAAUAUAAUAUAAUAUAAUAUAAUAUAAUAUAUUUAUAUAAUAUAAUAUAAUAUAAUAUAAAUAAUAUAAAUAUAUAUGGGCAACACACACACACAUACACACACGUACGUACACCUAUUGCAUAUGUUUUUUCUACGCAUACAUAUUCAUAAACAGAAACGAAUGGAAAAGAUGUUGGUAAAUUUGUAGAUUAACACUCACACGAUUUCAGCAAGAAAAAAAUCGGAUUUUUGCAUAGAAUCAACUACUCUGGCUUCCUAAUAUGCCACAAAACCCUUUUUGUGGUAUGGGGGAUGGCUCGCAGAUUGUACCCAUUUAUAUUGUGUAAUACACUGACAAAUUGUUACCUGCCUCUUUGUUUCUUUGUAGUUAAAUAAAUGUAUUCUCAACAAAUCA